Symbiodinium pilosum is the source of this 692-nucleotide messenger RNA. Lineage: Eukaryota; Dinophyceae; Suessiales; Symbiodiniaceae. The record is from the annotation of a GenBank genome assembly.
GAACCUUGCCCUUUGCCCGGGCAGCUCAUGCGGCGGCGUGUGUAGAUCAUUCACAAAUGGUGAUCUGCGGCGGCGCCACAGGGGGAGGCAGCUUGUCAUCCGACGAGCUGUACUUACUGGACAUCCGCAACGAGGAGACUUCUCAGUGGAUGUCAGUUCCCGUGGUGAGAACAACCCCUGGGCGAAGAUACGGCCACACCAUGAUCUUCAGCAAGCUGCUGUUGAUUGUCUUCGGUGGUAACAGCGGCCAACAGGCGGGGUGCGACAUCUGGAUAUUGGACGUGGAGCGCUCGCCAUUCCAGUGGCAAGAGGUAGCUGAGCUGUUAUGGGAAAGCGUGGGCCCCUUCCGCGUGUGUCGUGAUGGGCGGGUCGCUGGCAUGAUGGUCUUUUUUGGCGGCCAGACUGCUGAGAACAAGUCGCUUAAGGACACCUGGGGCUUGCGACAGCAUCAGGAUGGGCGUUGGGACUGGGUGGAGGCCCCCGCUACGCGCAGCGCUCCUCCAGAACCUAGGUUUCAGCAUUCCUGCAUAUUCCUGGAUUCCAAGCUGCUGAUUGUCGGCGGGCGUGGGCCAGAGGUCAACAAGUCGGUUCUACAAAUGAACUUGCGAGUGGCACAAGCUAUGCAGUCUCCAGAGAUUUCGACACUCCUCUUGGGGCAUGCGCACGCUGCUGUUCUCAUACGGGGGCUUUGA